AUGGAGGGUAAUUCAGCUACGGAGGACAUUGAGAUGUCGACCGACGCUCAGGAAGAUCAAAACUCACAGGGCGUUAUGGACUUUUUUGGUUCCAAAUACCGCCAACCAACAAACGAGGAGUCUCACAAAGAUUGUUUGCACGGCGCCUCCCUCCGCGGAGGUGAAAACGCAGUUGGUUUAGCAGCCCACCAUGGCAGUCUCGAGGUUUUCAAAUAUCUCGUCUUCCAGCCAGGCGCAAGCAUCGAUAUCUCAGUAACUAAAGGAUACCAACAUCCUCUUAGACUCGCCGCAAAAUCAAAAUUGAGAAACAAUGAGCUCAAUAAGCGUGUUAUUGACAUCAUGACAAUCAUCCUCGCCAACAAGCCCAUUCGCGAGUAUGUCAAUUCAGUUGACCGACAGGGUCGGACUGCGCUCACUAUCGCCAUCGAUCAUGGAUUUGUGGAAGCUGUGCCUCCUCUGCUCAGGGUAGGGGCUGAUCCUCUUUAUGAAGACAGCUAUACCUAUAGCAACUUUGGCAAUCCGCUCUUUUUUGCGAAAUACAAAUACAAGGCGAGUUGCUCGGAUUAG
Messenger RNA from Pyricularia grisea, 567 nucleotides. RefSeq lists its product as uncharacterized. The record is from RefSeq and is a predicted model, not a curated record. Lineage: Eukaryota; Fungi; Ascomycota; Sordariomycetes; Magnaporthales; Pyriculariaceae. Bases 1 to 567 code for a protein of 188 amino acids. The transcript is spliced from 2 exons. Gene Ontology annotation, molecular function: protein binding.